AAGCAUGUGCUUAAAUGCCUCGACAAUUGUCCUGUUGAGGUUAUUUGCUGCUUCUUCAAUCGCUCAUGGCAUUUUAUAGAUAUAUAUUGCAGAGGGUUCACCCGAAAGGCAGUGGAAUGGGCUAUUUGCAAGCAGAAAAGUCAUUGCACUGUUUCUCAAAGUGCAAUAAUGAGCAUCGAGGCAGUUCUCUACUAG
Molecule: messenger RNA, 195 nt
Organism: Heterobasidion irregulare TC 32-1
Lineage: Eukaryota; Fungi; Basidiomycota; Agaricomycetes; Russulales; Bondarzewiaceae
Exons: 1
Source: RefSeq, a predicted model, not a curated record